This is a messenger RNA of Mesorhabditis spiculigera, 363 nucleotides long. Lineage: Eukaryota; Metazoa; Nematoda; Chromadorea; Rhabditida; Rhabditidae. The record is from the annotation of a GenBank genome assembly.
AUGGCCAAAUUCUCGAUCCACGACCUGCUCGGCUCUGCAGUAAGCCUAAACAACAACACCCUGGCCAAUACCGUACUCCUUCCGACGACGAGUGCUGUGCAGUUGCCGCAUAGUGAGGAUGAAAAUGACCUCAAGCUCGAGAUCGACGUCCUGGAAGACGACGAGAACCUGGAGGACUCGAUGGCCAGCCACGUCACCGAAGAUUCUGGAACCCCACCAGUUUCCGGAACCCCAGACGAUUCGUCCCCUCAAACGUCUCCGGAAUCCGGACCUGAUCAGAGUGACUCCGGGUCUCCGAAAAAGCCAAACCUCAGCUACAACUCGUUGAUAAUGUUGGCGAUACGGAAUAGUCCGGAAAAACGG